Verticillium alfalfae VaMs.102 is the source of this 1887-nucleotide messenger RNA. RefSeq names its product DNA mismatch repair protein mutL. Gene Ontology annotation, molecular function: mismatched DNA binding; ATP-dependent DNA damage sensor activity; ATP hydrolysis activity. Gene Ontology annotation, cellular component: MutLalpha complex. The transcript is spliced from 2 exons. The record is from RefSeq and is a predicted model, not a curated record. NCBI's taxonomy places the organism in Eukaryota, Fungi, Ascomycota, Sordariomycetes, Glomerellales, Plectosphaerellaceae. Gene Ontology annotation, biological process: mismatch repair. Bases 1 to 1887 code for a protein of 628 amino acids.
AUGGCCGCCUCACUAACAGAGCCUAGAAAAGAUGAUCUGCCCAAUCUCCUGCGAACGCCACACCAACAUCCAAAGAUUUACCGUCCUUCGAGACCUCACGUCCAUCGCGACUACAGCUUUCGGGGCGAAGCGCUUGCCAGCAUCAGCCACAUUGCCCAUUUGUCUGUCACCACCAAGACGAAAGAUUCAGCGGUCGCCUGGCGCGCCCACUUCCUCGAUGGAAAACUCGCGCCGGCGAAACCGGGCCAGUCGGCUGAGCCUAAGAAGGUCGCCGGCCGCGACGGAACGCAGAUCAGUGUCGAGGACCUCUUUUUCAACAUACCGACACGGCGGCGUGCUUUCCGCUCACCGUCUGAGGAGUACAACAAGAUCAUCGACAUGGUCGGCCGCUACGCCAUACACUGUCAGGGCGUCGCCUUUUCUUGCAAGAAGCAGGGCGAGUCGGGCGCGAGCGUCUCCGUGCAGGCGAGCGCCUCGACGACUGAUCGCGUGCGGCAGAUCUAUGGUUCCAGUGUUGGCAACGAGCUGAUUGAAUUUGCAACGUCCGACGAUCGUUGGGCUUUCAAGGCCGACGGCCUGGUGACGAAUGCCAACUAUCACAUCAAAAAGACGACGUUCCUGCUCUUCAUCAACCAUCGCUGUGUGGAGUCGACGACCAUCAGAAAGGCCAUUGAGCAGGUAUAUGCCACUUUCCUUCCCAAGAACGGUCGCCCCUUUAUCUACCUGAGCCUGGAGAUUGACCCGGCCCGUGUCGACGUCAACGUCGUGUGUGAGCAGGUUCGUACCAAGCUAGCGGAAGUAGACACCAGCCGAACUUUCAUGACCCAGACCUUGCUGCCGGGCGCACAGUGGACCGACGCGGCGUCAAAAUCAGCUGUUGAAGACGGUGAUGGCGCUCCUCCACUGGCGGCCACAUCGGGAUCCAGUCGGCCGCGUAGAAAUUCUAAGAACCUCGUACGAACCGAUACAUCCCUCCGCAAGAUCACAAGCAUGUUCACUGCAGUACCCGCAACUGAUCAGGACGAAAACAACACGGGAGCGGGAGAUGACGAUGUCCUCGCUGCGCCCGAGAACAUCCAGUACGCAACAGUGGACAAGGAGUCCACGGUUUGUCGUCUCAGCAGCAUCAAGGAGCUUCGAGCUGCCGUCCGAGACGAUAUGCAUCACGACCUGACCGAGGUGUUUGCCGGCCAUACGUUUGUCGGAAUUGUUGAUGAACAGCGGAGGCUGGCGGCCGUUCAAGGCGGGGUCAAGCUGUAUCUGAUCGAUUACGGCUUCGCCUGCUUUGAGUACUGCUACCAGAUUGGCCUGACCGACUUUGGCAACUUUGGCUCCAUACGCUUUAGUCCGCCGUUAGAACUCAAGGAGCUGCUGCGGAUCGCCGCACGCCAGGAGAAGGCAGAGGUCCAAUCACCUGAAGACGAUUUCGAGGUGGAGGAUGUUGUCAGACGCGUGGCAGAGCAAUUGAUCGAGCGCCGAGAGAUGCUGCUCGAGUACUUCUCGCUCGAGAUUACACCGUCAGGCGAGCUCAGAACGAUGCCGCUGCUCAUCAAGGGCUACACGCCACCGCUGGUGAAGCUGCCGCGGUUCCUCCUCCGACUGGGCCCGUAUGUCGAUUGGACGAGCGAGACGGCGUGUUUCGAGACGUUUCUCCGGGAGCUCGCGUCAUUCUACGUGCCGGAAAAACUGCCCCCGCGCAAAGGGCGUGCAGACAGCAGCGAGACUGCAGAGGUGACCACGAGGCGCAAGAACAUUCGAUGGGCGAUUGAGCAUAUUUUCUUUCCCGCAUUUAAAGCACGCUUGGUGGCAACGACGCCACUGAUGAAAGGCGGCGUGCUGGAGGUCGCAGAUUUGAAGGGACUGUAUCGCGUGUUUGAACGGUGUUGA